CAGGGAAUGCAGGAAAACAUAUGAAGUUGAGGCUCUGUGUAAAGCAGCCGAGACUAUUGCUUCUAGCGGACUGAAACUUACUGCCAAGCUAUUGUAUGAUGAAGUGUGCUCCGACACGCGCUUGAAGGGCUUGACGUAUAAACGUGUUCUCAGCUUUUUGCAAUACAACAAAGCCGGGCAAAAGUAUAUCCGGCCUAGGCCCAACGCUACCACUCAGCCUUCGAAGAAGCGUUCAAAGUGGACUCCGGACGAAGAAUCAGCGUUUCAGGAAGCAGUGCUCACGCUACAAUCCACCAACAGAAAAGUAACAGCGGGCGCUGUCGUAAAGGAGUUGAAUGGAAGUGCUCCACGUACAGUCAAGUGCACUACCGACUUGGGCAGUUGGCGAAAACUCAGCGUCUUCUAUGUUCAUCAGAGGAUAAUGGAAACGUCAGCAACAAUAGCGGUGUGGAGGAUGGUGAAUUGAGGAAGACGAACCCAGCACCGAGAACGAGCCAGAUGUGCAUUCCGACGGCCUUGGGCUCCCGACCACCAGCACGCACUCGUGUGUCGAAGCUGCUGAGAAGGCGUGCAGAGAAGCGUUCUCCCAAACCUGCUCGUCACUCUCCUAAGCAGCCUCGUCAGCCCAAGCAUGACUCCCACACACCGCCAUCAUAAACAGCCGCGAAAACGCACCCAACCACCCCACCACACCGUCACCCCCCCAUGCUACACACCCAUUUGGGCAGGCCAUGAGAUCGCUUCGGUCUGGUUAUUCGGGAGGCCUUGGGGUUACCUGCUACCCAGCAGCUUCCUGAGGGUGUCUUGGAUGGCCUUCGUGAUUCUUUCCAGCGUCUUUGGUCGAUUUGUUGGGAGAAUGGUUUCAAGGAAGCGUUUUGGCGUCUUUCUAUUGAUGGGGUUCCCUUGCUGGGGAAUUCUCAUAUGUCUAGGGCUCGUCCGGAAUGUUGUGGUUGUGGGUCCGUUGUCUUGGGGGUGUCUCCGCGGUUGCAUUUUUUCUGGGCUUGUCCUGUUGCUCGUACUGUGGUUGAGCAGCUUGAGGUCACGCUGGGUGUUGCGGUUCCUCGGGCUGCCUUGUGGUUGGCGUUGCCUCCUUCGGGCGUGCAGCAGUGCGUUUGGGAUGUUGUUGUUUUGGCUGCUUUGUCCACUAUGGAGGAGGGUCGGCGGUUGUUACGGGCUCGUGUCCGUGAGUCCGGUUCUGCGGGUGUUGUGCCUGGGCUUGCUGAUGUGGUGGCCCUGUCUGCUGUUUCCUGGUUCUGGGGUCAGCUUCGGGGUUUUGCUUGUUUGGGUGUUCCCCGUCGGGGAUGGGCUGGGGUUGGCCCUUCUCAUCCUUUCUUACGUAUUGUUGGCGGGCGGCUUUCUGUGGGCCGUUGAGCGUCCUGUUUUUGGCCCUGUUGUCUUUGGGGUGGUGUGUUCGUGGCUUCCGGUUUGGGUUGUCUUAUGCCCUAGAUGAAGUUUGUCGAGGUUUGCUGAGGGGCCUAUUUUGGCUUCUACCCUCUUGUUUCCCUCCUGAGGUUUCUUUUAGGGCUAUGUCUCCCAUCUUGUUGGCCCGUUGUGGUGCUGUCUCUACGGUUUGUUCCGUUUCUUUUGCAAUGUAGGGUUGGGUUCAUCACCCGUGUUCCCUUUUAGGGCACCAUUGUAACGGUCAUUCAUUCAACUAGCAAAUAUUGGCAAACAACCAAUAACCCACCAAUGUCACCAUCCUCCACACCGCUAUUGUUGCUGACGUUUCCAUUAUCCUCUGAUGAACAUAGAAGACGCUGAGUUUUCGCCAACUGCCGAAGUCGG
Messenger RNA from Astrephomene gubernaculifera, 1785 nucleotides. The record is from the annotation of a GenBank genome assembly. NCBI's taxonomy places the organism in Eukaryota, Viridiplantae, Chlorophyta, Chlorophyceae, Chlamydomonadales, Astrephomenaceae.